AUGUCUUCUACAUUACUCUUCCGUGCUCUAGGGUCGUUCUCUUGUGUUUUCCUCUUCGGCUUCCUCUGUUCAUCCGCAUCCUGCCGUGUAGCCGACGCUGCCGGCACGCCCGUGCUGCAAGCGCUGAACUGCACCUCGGCAGCCGGCAACUACACGCAGGAUAGCGCCUACGCCGCCAACCUUGGGCAGCUGCUGCUCGCACUCCCAAACCAGACCGUGUCCAAGAACGGCGGGUUCUUCAACGGCACGGCCGGCAAUGGCACGGCCGGCACCGUGUACGGGCUCGCCAUGUGCGCCGCCGACUUCAGCCGCGCCGACUGCAUGGACUGCCUCACUGCCGCCAGCAGUAGCGCUGGCGGCGUCGUCAAGCGCUGCCCCGGCAGCACGUCAGUCAUCGCCAUGUUCGAUCAGUGCCUCCUCCGCUACUCCGACCGUAACUUCUUCGGCACAGCCGAAACUGAUAUAGUUUACGGAUCAAAAGGAGAUGUCUUGUCGACGAGGGGUACAGUAAGCAGCACGCUGAAGCAGGGCUUGUUCUACCUAAGCGGGCAGGCGGCGAGGUCGCCGGUGCGGUUCGCCGCGAGCGAAACGGCGGAGCCGUUCGCCGUGGUGCAGUGCACGUGGGACCUGCCGCCGGACGCUUGCAAGAGCUGCCUGGACGCCCUGGCGACCAACGCGUCGGACCUGUUCGAGAUCACGACGCGCGGCGAGCGCAAGAGCUUCAGUUGCCGUGUCAGGUACGACGUCAACACCAGCUUCACGUUGGUGCCAUUCAACAUAAGCACUGCAGGCACCCCUGGCCCUGGAUCUGUCAUUUCUACAAAGAACAACAACGGGCCGGUGAUGAUUGGAUCCAUUAUUGCCGCCGUCGUUUUGGUGGUCCUCAUUUCAGUUGUUGUUUGGCUUUGUGUCAGGCAUAAAUCUACCAAGAAGGUUGCACUCGCUGGUCCAAAAUCAUACUCCCAGGAGGAACUCUACGCUGCAACAAAUGGCUUUUCAAAUGACCGGAAGCUAGGACAGGGUGCUUUUGGCGCUGUAUACCUUGGUGUUCUAGCAGAUCAUUCCCAGACUCAUGUCGCUGUCAAGAGGAUACAGAGAAUGUCGGAGGCAGCAUGGCAAGAGUUUGUGGCAGAGAUAACGAUUGUAAGCCAGCUUAAGCAUCGCAACAUUGUGGACCUCAUCGGUUGGUGCGACGACCGUAACAACGCUCUGCUUGUCUACGAACUGAUGGACCGCAGCCUUGAUUACCACCUCUACCCCCCACCCCCAGAACGCGUGGGGGAAGAAACGGAGGUUGUGCUAGAUUGGAAGAAAAGGUACAAUAUAAUCCUCGACAUGGCAAAUGGUCUUCUGUACCUACACACGGCUCGCAAUGAAUGUGUCCUCCACCGGGAUAUCAAGCCAAGCAACGUGAUGCUCGACGAGAAGCUCAGCUGUGCAAAACUUUGCGACUUUGGGCUGGUGAAACAAAUCGACCAUGCCGAAGGAACCCCAGGUCGGCAGACGACCAUCACUGGCACGCUGAGCUACCUAGACCCAGAAUGCAUCAGGACAUCGAUCGUGAGCACAGCUUCAGACGUCUACAGCUUCGGUUUGGUCAUGCUUGAGAUCGUUACUGCUCGGCAGCCAACGACGCUGCAGCAUGGCCAUAGCAAGAAAAACACCCUCGUCGAGUGGGUGGAGGAGUCGUUCCGUCACAGAAAAUCGGUUGCCGACAUGGCAGAUCAGAGGCUGAAAGGCGAGUUUGAUACAGAGCAGAUUGAACGGGUGAUCCGGGUUGGGUUGCUAUGUGUGCUUCCAGAGCCUAAACAACGGCCGGACAUGGCGACAGUGGUGGACUAUCUGAAAGGAAGAACCGCUGUUCCAGAGCCAUAUCCUGCAGGUGCAGCUGACCGGCAUGCUGCCAACAGCUAUGAAUCGUCGCCUGUGUCUCUGCUCGUUAAGUGA
Oryza brachyantha (malo sina) is the source of this 1947-nucleotide messenger RNA. Its product is annotated as cysteine-rich receptor-like protein kinase 8. The coding region runs from base 1 to 1947 and encodes 648 amino acids. Gene Ontology annotation, biological process: protein phosphorylation. The transcript has 5 exons. The record is from RefSeq and is a predicted model, not a curated record. NCBI's taxonomy places the organism in Eukaryota, Viridiplantae, Streptophyta, Magnoliopsida, Poales, Poaceae. Gene Ontology annotation, molecular function: protein kinase activity; ATP binding.